Messenger RNA from Darwinula stevensoni, 2427 nucleotides. Lineage: Eukaryota; Metazoa; Arthropoda; Ostracoda; Podocopida; Darwinulidae. The record is from the annotation of a GenBank genome assembly.
UUUUUAGAUGGCUGGAGUAGUAUCUCAAAAAGAGUAUUUGAAGAAGUAUCUUAAGUCAACUGACAAGAAGAAGAAAAAGAAGGCCCACAAAAAAAAUCCAAACAAGGCAAGCAGGUGUAUGAUUGUGGAUGAUGAUGUGAACUUGAGAGAUCUCAAACGUAUAAAUGAUGAUAGUGAUGAAUCAUAUACAGAUGAUCUUCCUCAAGUAGUUGCUCUGAUAGAUGAGCGCCCCAAAGAAAUAGUGCAGCUGGAGCAGUUCAAGAAUAGUGGGAAAUGGAAAGUGUUAUCAAGUGACAGUCCUUCAGAGAGUGAGAAUCCAUCACAUUCAAUGAAGUGCAAUGAAGUACACAAAUCUUGCCUCUCUGAUCCCAAGACUUACAUCAAGGAGAAGUAUCCUGAUUCCAACAUGCCUUCAUCUUAUGCCAAGAUCAGGAAGGGACAGGAAACACCAAAGAUGCAUGGCUCAGAUCAUGGCUUGUUACCAACACAGCAGAGGAGUCAGUUAUCUGGGGAGACUGGGAGUGCGAGAAAACAGGACUCAAAUGAAAGUGGAAUAAAAAAGAAUGAAAGAUCAUGGAGAACUGAGAAUCAAGAGGAGCCUGGUGGUGUUCUCCCUCCAAAUCAACCUGAGCCAAAUAGGACCAGCAGUCACAGAAAGCAGCAUGACCCUAACAGUCAUCCAUUUUCCUUGAAAAAGAUGGGAGGAGAUCUCCAGGCCAGAAAGUCUGACAGUGAUUGCUCCACCUCUUGUCCCCCUGACAGUGACCUCUCACCUCCUCGAUCCUCUGGCCCUCGUGGAAAAGAGUCCACAAAAACAAGAUUUGACUCCAAGAGUGACCUCUCACCCUCUGGACAGUCAGGAAAGGAGUCCUGGAAAAGAAGGCAUGAUUCUGACAGUGACCUCUCACCACCUCGAUCCUCUGGCCCUCAUGGAAAAGAGUCCACAAAAACAAGACUUGACUCCAAGAGUGACCUAUCACCCUCUGGACAGUCAGGAAGGGAGUCUAGGAAAAGAAGGCAUGAUUCUGACAGUGACCUCUCACCUCCUCGAUCCUCUGGCCCUCGUAGAAAAGAGUCCACAAAAACAAGAUUUGACUCCAAGAGUGACCUCUCACCCUCUGGACAGUCAGGAAAGGAGUCCAGGAAAAGAAGGCAUGAUUCUGACAGCGACCUCUCACCUCCUCGACCCUCUGGCUCUCAUGGAAAAAUGUCCACAAAAACGAGCCAUGACUCCAAGAGUGAUGAUGGUGGUGAUGGAAAUUCUCUUUUGAAGGGAGACAAACAUCUGUUGCCAUCCUUGGUAAGCUUGAACAAGGCACAGUCCAAGCCAUCCAAUAGAAGGGAGAAAUUUGAACCCAUGAAGAGUUCAGAUCCUGGAGCAGAGAGGCAAGCAGAAAGGAAAGUGAAUGCACACAGAUUGGAGAAGACUUUGGAAGGAAAAUCAGCUGGCCUACAGUCUGCUGAAGAUCUUGCAAGGGAGCUGGAAUCUUUUAAGAAAACAGAAACCAUGCGCUUCAGAGAGCUUAGUGACGAGGUCUCUGGGAGAACUGCCAAGACAGUGACAAGGAUGAAAAUGAAAACCAAGGAUGAGCAGGAAAAAGAGGCUCUUGAAGCACAGAAAAAAGCAGAAAGGGAGAAGAAGUAUAAGCAGUGGGGUCAAGGACUUGCACAAGAGGAGGCGAAGCAACAACAACUAGAAGAGAUGUUACAUGAGAUGUCAAAACCCAUGGCCCGUUAUGCAGAUGACCCUGAUUUGGAGGCUCAUUUGAGAGCACAGGAGAGAGCAGGGGAUCCAAUGCUAGCCUACAUUCGUAAAAAGAAGGCUCAGUCAAACUCUCAGGGAUCAGAGAAGCCACGUUAUCGUGGUCCAGAACCACCUCCUAAUCGAUUUGGGAUAUGGCCAGGCCAUCGGUGGGAUGGAGUUGAUCGAUCGAAUGGCUUUGAGAAACGUUUAUUUGAGACCCAAACAAAUCGCAAAGCAAGGGAAGAAGAGGCUUACAAGUGGAGCAUUGAAGACAUGUAAAAGUGCUUCGCUGUUGUCAAUCUUCAUUUACUGCAUUGAAAUGAAAACAGUUAAUGUUUUUUUUGUGAUGUGCUAGAAAUAAAUGUUACUUUCCAUAUGCACAUCUGUGAGAGUUCCAGUGGUAUGCCCAGGAAUUUUUGGAAGGUGGUGGCCCAGUUUUGAGAAAAGUGAUUGACCACUGGGGAGGAGUACUACUAGUGUACUACUAUACUGGCAUCUAGGGAUGAGCUGGGCACCCCCUGAAACCCUGUCAUUAAUGUUAUUGCUGCUGAAAUGAAAUGAAAAAUCCACCCAUCAACCCAAAUAUAGAAUUGCAAAUAAACGGCCACCAGAUAAAUGAAGAGUUCUGCUUUUAAUAAUAUUCUGGUUACCACAGGAGCACACCCAGAAAAUCCCAAUGGGGG